Molecule: messenger RNA, 164 nt
Organism: Balearica regulorum gibbericeps (East African grey crowned-crane)
Lineage: Eukaryota; Metazoa; Chordata; Aves; Gruiformes; Gruidae
Source: RefSeq, a predicted model, not a curated record
AUGGGCUCAGACCCCACGGAGCUACGGCUGGUGAACAGCAUGAAUUGCUGCGCUGGGUGCCUCGAGGUGCUUCACGACCAGCAGCGGGUGUCCGUGUGCAACAAUGGAUGGGACAUGGAGGAUGCUGCAGUGGUCUGCCAGCAGCUGGGCUGCAGGGUGGCUGC